UAAGCGGCGCAUGCGAUUUUUAAAUAUCGUAUUCGCAGAAGAGACAACAUCGAUCGUAGGGGUCAACCGAAAUCCCAAAGCCGCGCCGAUUCAAGGAGUACCACUCUGUUCGGUCAGCCGUACCGCUUGUCCAUUGGAGACAGCGACGAUUUCGUGAUUUUUGCAUUGCGUCGCGCCUGUCAGUUCGACGAUAUCAGAUAAUUGUCAUGGUAUUACGGAUAUGGAUCUUGCUAGUGUCCAGUUACCUACUGACUGUGACAGUUAACGCCCAAACUGAAGCUGGUAGCCUUGCAGAUCUUUUAGCCAAAAAUAAACAACAAAAUGCGGAAGAUAGUAGUACUCUAGAUCCAGAAACCCAGAAACUAAUAGACGACAUAUAUUCUUUAAGUAGUAGUGGUCCUAGCAGUAGCACCACCACGGUUAGGACGCAUAGUAACAGCGGUGCGGACAGCAACAGCGGAUGUAAUUGUGUGCCAUAUUAUCUUUGCAAUAAUGGAUCGAUUAACACUAACGGAGAAGGAAUAAUUGACAUCAGAAUUAAUGACGGUCCUUGUGCGAGUUACAUCGAGGUUUGUUGCAACAAAGAAGAUCAGGCUGAAAAUCCCAUCACGCCAACACCCCCGCCUGUUGUGAAAACCGGUUGUGGUUACCGUCACGCCGACGGUGUCGGUUUUCGAAUAACCGGCGACAGCGAAAAUGAAGCCCAAUUUGGCGAAUUUCCCUGGAUGAUAGCCGUGAUCCAAGAGGAAUCCGUACCCGGAAAUAGCAACAAACUCAACGUCUAUCAAUGCGGUGGCGCUCUAAUUCAUCCGCAAAUGGUAGUCACCGCUGCGCACUGUGUCACUGGCAAAGACAAGACCUUCAAAAUCAGAGCCGGCGAAUGGGAUUCACAGCACAAUAGAGAACUGUACCCUUACCAAGACCGAGACGUCCAAAGCGUUACCAUACACCCCCAGUACUACGCUGGAGCUUUGUUCAACGACGUAGCAGUUCUGUACCUUUCUUCUCCAGUCGAAAUCACUAAAAAUGUCGAAACAAUUUGUUUACCUCCUCAGGGGAUUACUCUAGACCAAUCCACGUGCUUUGCUACUGGUUGGGGUAAAGAUGUUUUCGGACAGAAAGGAAGAUAUCAAGUUAUCCUGAAAAAGAUCGACUUGCCUUUGGUUCCAAAUAAUGUGUGUCAGGAUAGAUUGAGGACGACUAGGCUAGGGAAAUUCUUCCAGCUUCAUCAGUCCUUUAUUUGUGCAGGAGGACAACCUGGAAAGGACACGUGCAAAGGUGAUGGUGGAGGUCCUUUGGUUUGUCCAGUUCCGGGAGAUAAAGAGGAUAGGUACUACCAAAUGGGUAUCGUAGCUUGGGGUAUUGGCUGUGGAGAAAAUAAUAUACCUGGUGUUUACGUUAACUUGCCAUUAUUUAGGAACUGGAUCGAUACGCAAAUGAAAGCUAAUGGGUUAGAUACUUCAUCGUAUACAUAUUAAAUUUAUGAUUUUUUUAGGUAAUAUACAAAACUUUUAUUAAAUUUUUUAUACAAAA
Messenger RNA from Sitophilus oryzae (rice weevil), 1533 nucleotides. Its product is annotated as phenoloxidase-activating factor 2-like. Gene Ontology annotation, biological process: proteolysis. NCBI's taxonomy places the organism in Eukaryota, Metazoa, Arthropoda, Insecta, Coleoptera, Curculionidae. Gene Ontology annotation, molecular function: serine-type endopeptidase activity. The coding region runs from base 207 to 1478 and encodes 423 amino acids. The transcript has 4 exons. The record is from RefSeq and is a predicted model, not a curated record.